AGAGUCAAUGUGUGGAAAGUGGCGAACCACUGGCAGCGAUCUCAUAUUCGCGAUCAGGCUGUCGACACGACAACAACCCUUCUUUUCUAAGAUUUCGAUGAUAUCGGCCGAGCAAGUGUUUUUCCACUAAACUUUUGUGAUUCUUCGAAGGAGAGACAAAGAGAGAGAAGAUAGUCGAAAGCUGUGAUCGAGACAAGGAGAGAUGUAUCGAAACUUCGCGAUUCUUUUCGUCGUACUCGCACCUUUCUUUUUGGCGGUUCGAUCAGAUGAUGUAUUGAAAUGUUACAUGUGUACAUCAGUUACGGAUAAAGAUUGCGGGGAUGAUAUAAUAAAAUCACAGGCAAUCGAGCCAAUGGAAUGUACGAUGGAAGAAAUGACGAAAUGGCAGAACACUAUUCAACAGAAUAAGUUACUUACACCAAUUUUCAGUAUUUUUGCUGUCGAUAAUCCUCAACAAAAUAAAAAAAUAUUGAAGAACAUGGCUUGUGCCAAGGUUGAUACCAAAAUUCAAGGCCAAGACAAAAUAGUGACGAUAAGAAGCUGCCAAACCGCACAAGCAGAAAAUGUUGAUCCUUGCACGUCGAUAGAAGGUAAACUUCUUGGUGGCAUGGAAUAUUGUGGAUUAUGCGAAGAAAAUGGUUGCAACGGUUCGAUAACAAUUUCCCCGAGUAUCAGUAAUAUUAUUUUCACCGUCCUUGGAUCAUUUGCCUCUGCUCUUAUCCUUUACAGAAAUGUAUAACCUCCAACGUUCACUAUCACCUUCCAUUUUCCAAAUUAAUCCGUAAAUUCAUAUCCACUUUCGAAUCAGAGUUAUCGUCGUUGCAUAUGCCUCUUUUUACCAUGAAAAUCUCUACCCUCCUCAAGCGUCCAAAGCAAUUUCAGCACAAACCACGAUAUUUUUUUUAAUUUCUUAGUAUAUGUCGUAUUCAAAAUCCAAUACAAAUAUCUAAUCUCGAACUACGUAUUUUAUCCCAAUCGAGAUAAUACAUCGAAAUCGCAAGAAAUCAUUUUUUUCUCUUGUUAUACGCCGUAAAUCGAGUACGUCGCGUGUGUAUUAUUUGCUAGCAAAAAUAUAUGAUAUAUACACAUACACAUACCGACACACAGAUAUACGCACACACACACACACACACAAAUAUACGUACGAGAUACAAAAUAUACAUAAUAUUAUAUACAUACAUAUAUAUAUACAGAAAUUACAUAUAUGUAUAUAUAUACACAAAUAUUAAAUGACGACUGUUGUUUGUUUAAAAAAAAAAGAAAAAAAAAGAAAACAAAAAAAGAAAUAAAAAAUAAAAGAGUACAUAUAUAUAGCUACCGUAUCUCUACGUGUAUGCAAUGGAUAUGGAUUCUCGAGCUUGGAUAUUGGUAUCGAGAAAACAAUGCUAAAGCUUUCGAGGUCAAAUAAAAGUGUUUGCCGCACGAUGAUUAUAACAAGCAAUAAAAAAGCGUGUUGACUAA
This is a messenger RNA of Vespula vulgaris, 1461 nucleotides long. RefSeq lists its product as uncharacterized. The record is from RefSeq and is a predicted model, not a curated record. The coding region runs from base 203 to 739 and encodes 178 amino acids. Lineage: Eukaryota; Metazoa; Arthropoda; Insecta; Hymenoptera; Vespidae. The transcript is spliced from 3 exons. Gene Ontology annotation, biological process: positive regulation of voltage-gated potassium channel activity; sleep; regulation of synaptic transmission, cholinergic.